Molecule: messenger RNA, 1665 nt
Organism: Aricia agestis (brown argus)
Lineage: Eukaryota; Metazoa; Arthropoda; Insecta; Lepidoptera; Lycaenidae
Product: leucine-rich repeat-containing protein 47-like
Exons: 6
Coding region: 87-1661 (524 amino acids)
Biological process (GO): phenylalanyl-tRNA aminoacylation
Molecular function (GO): RNA binding; phenylalanine-tRNA ligase activity; protein binding
Source: RefSeq, a predicted model, not a curated record
UUUCUUUGCGUAAGUUGGUAUUUGUAUUAUAAAGUAGCUGUAAAUUGCUAUAUUUUCUUGAAGAUUUCGAAAAUAUAGAGUUCAAAAUGAGUGCUUGGCCAGAAGUCGUCACAGCGAGGUCUGAAAAUCGACACGAAAUAAAAUUGGCGGGCGCAGCUAUCUCGAAGCGCAUUUCCGAAAACGGUUUAGACAAAUCCAUAUUCCAAUUAACCAAUAUAAACUUGCUCAAUAUAAGCGAGACAUGUCUAACAACUAUUCCCAAUGAAAUUAAAAAUCUUAUCAACCUACAAUCUCUCCUACUGUAUGGUAACAAGAUAGCAGAUUUCAAUCAAAACAUAACCUCUUUGCCGAAAUUAAAAGUGCUAGACUUGUCGCGGAAUCAAAUUAAAACGAUUCCAGAUUCUCUAAAUAACAUGAAAGAGUUAACUAGCAUCAAUUUUAGCUCCAACGAAAUAGAAGAAAUGCCAAAGAUGUCGGCUUUUCCUAAUUUAAUAAUUGUAGACCUGUCUAACAACAAAUUGACUCAGUUUUUGGACACUGAGGGUGCUGAUUUGCCACACUUGACUGAUUUAAAAAUAAAAGGGAAUGAAAUAGAAGUUAUACCGAGCCACAUAGCCAAGACUUUGCCAGCCUUGAAGAACUUUGACAUUGGAGAAAAUAAGCUGAAAACCAUCCCAGGAGAACUUGCAUCUUUAGCUAAAUUAAAAGAACUGAAUCUCAAAGGAAAUAAAUUGGCUGACAAGAGGCUGAUGAAGCUUGUGGACCAAUGUCGCACAAAACAAGUAGUAGACUACAUCAGAGAGCAUUGUCCAAAAUCUGACAGUGCCCAGCCCUCCGCCAAAGGCAAGGGCAAGAAGGGAAAGAAACAGGAGGAACCCCAGGCUGAUGACGUCAAUGAUCUGUGCCAUUCGCUAAAAAUACUUCACGUAGAAGACGAUGUAAUGAAAGUAAAGAUUGUUGAGAGUGAGGUCAGUAGUGUACGUCCGUUUAUACUGUGCUGCAUCAUCAAAGAGCUGAUGUUUGAUGAAGCACUGUUCAAGAAGUUUAUACAGAUGCAAACUAAACUGCACGAUACUGUCUGUGAUAAGAGAAACACGGCCACAAUAGCCACACAUGACCUCAGUAAAAUUCCCCCAGGUGACUUAUUGUAUACUGCCAAAGCUCCGUCGAAGCUGAGCAUAGUGCCUUUGUCUCGGUCCAAGCCUUACACCGGUGAACAGCUGUUCCAGCAGCUCACAGCAGAAGCAGAGGCGUUGAGGAAAGAAAAGAAGAGAAAUGUAUACUCUGGUAUACACAAAUAUUUAUACCUAUUGGAAGGCAAACCCAAGUACUCUUGCCUGCAAGACCCAACGGGCAAAGUUAUCAGCUUCCCACCCAUCACUAAUUCUGAUGACACAAAGAUGUCACAAACAAGUACCGCAAUGUUGGUGGAAGUCACCUCUCAUGCGUCUCUGGGAGCAUGUAAGACUGUGCUUGACAAGCUGAUUCAGGAGUGUCUGCUACUUGGCAUCGGAGAUGAACCAGGCUCCGAGUAUCAUACCCUCACUGUACAACAGGUUAAAAUUGUUGACCUAGAAGGUAAUUUGAAAGCAGUUUAUCCAUCAAGAACUGACUGCACUUACGAUACAACCAUCAGGGUGCUGCGUUUACCCAAGAAGUAAAAGA